Molecule: messenger RNA, 1611 nt
Organism: Alternaria alternata
Lineage: Eukaryota; Fungi; Ascomycota; Dothideomycetes; Pleosporales; Pleosporaceae
Product: cinnamyl alcohol dehydrogenase
Exons: 1
Coding region: 402-1457 (351 amino acids)
Biological process (GO): alcohol metabolic process
Molecular function (GO): zinc ion binding; alcohol dehydrogenase (NADP+) activity
Source: RefSeq, a predicted model, not a curated record
CGAUGAUACACAUUCUAGGACUCGCCCCAGAUUGACGUCUUCACCGCGAGCCUCGUCCGAGAGUUUUGCAGACUUGUCGCCUCAGACCCAUACCCUUAUCGGACCGGUGAGUGCGGGUUUAACGGAUAUGUUGUGCACGCACCGCUUGAGGCUCAAAAACGUCGUCAAAGUGGGUCCGAUACCAACGGCGUAGAUCGGCAAAAGAGCAAAACACUAGGAUAGUGAUACGGUAACCUCAUACCGUCUCUUGACAUAUUACAAAUGCUGGAAAACUUCUAGAAAAUGCGUAUAAGUAUAAGACUACAGCUGGACAAGUAGGGAGUUUGCAUCUCACCAAACAAUUGUACCUCUCUCUCACAUCACUACAUUCAUCACCUACUCAAAAACAUCUCCAAACAACCAUGUCUUCAUCACCAGACUUCAAGGGAUGGGUCGCUCACGACCCCUCUGCCGCCGACGGAAACAUGCAAUGGGGUGACUACACCCCCAAGAACUUCGAGUCCACCGACAUCGAGAUGGAGAUCAGCCACUGCGGUGUCUGCGGCUCUGACAUUCACACUCUCCGCUCCGGCUGGGGCCCCUCGGACUACCCUCUUGUCGUCGGUCACGAGAUCAUCGGAAAGAUCACCCGUGUAGGAGACGAUGUCAAGGACCUCAAGGUCGGUGACCGCGUUGGUGUUGGUGCUCAGAGCGACUGCUGCGAGAGCUGCAGGCCCUGCAAGACUAAGCAGGAGAGCAACUGCAACAACUUCGUCAUGACCUACAACGGCAAGUACAAGUCUGGCGACAAGGCCAUGGGUGGUUACGCAAAGAACUGGCGUGGACCUGCUUCUUUCGCCAUUCCCAUUCCUGAGGGUCUGCCUUCAGAGUACGCCGCUCCUCUCAUGUGCGGUGGUGUCACCGUCUACAACCCCCUCGUCUCCUACGGUGCCGGCCCAGGAAAGCGCGUCGGUGUUGUCGGUAUUGGUGGUCUCGGUCACUUCGCCCUCCUUUUCGCGAAGGCUCUCGGAUGCGACGAGGUCGUUGCCAUCUCCCGUUCUUCAAGCAAGAAGGCCGAUGCUAUGGAGCUCGGCGCUGAUAAGUUCAUCGCCACUGGCGAGGACCCCGAAUGGAUGACCAAGAACGCCGCCGGCCUGGACAUCAUCAUCUCCACCAUCUCUGGUGGUUUCCCUCUGGACCAGUACCUCAACCUCCUUGACGUCAACGGCACUUUCGUUCAGCUCGGUGCUCCUGACGACCCAUUGCCCUCUUUCUCCCCCAUGGGCCUCAUCUUCAAGAACUUGAAGAUCGCUGGUAGCUUGAUCGGCACCAGGCAACACAUCCGCGACAUGUUGGAGUUGGCCAAGAAGACCAACCUGAAGGCUUGGGUCCAAGUCAGGCCCAUGUCCGAGGCCAACGACGUCAUUGUCGACUUUGAGAAGGGCCUUCCCAGGUACCGUUACGUGCUCAAGAACUAGGAGUUUAUGAAUGAAUUAGACGAUACCCAGUAGAUGUAGAUUUUGUAGUAUAGAACAAUUCGAGUACUUGUCUCCUCGAUCAUCUUCCCCACAUCACGAUGUUUGCUACCCGUGUUGAUCCCGGCGCAGUAUGACAGAGCGAUCCUUGUCGACA